AUGGGCAACACUAGCAUCACCGAGGGCAAGACUGCCCUGGCAGUGGGAAGCACCUCCAUAGCCAGGGGGAAAACCACCGUCUCCAUGGGAAAGUCCUCCAUCUUCAGGGGAGUGACCACCACCUCCAUGGGAGAUUCCACCAUCCAAAGGCAAAAGACGACUGUGGCUCUGGGACGGGCCAGCUUCAGCCGGGGAACCACCACCACCUCUUUCCGCAAAGCGCUCAUGUCCAAGCGUAGGACCACCUAG
This is a messenger RNA of Scomber scombrus (Atlantic mackerel), 249 nucleotides long. It is a transcript of the gene zwi, whose product is annotated as zwilling. The transcript has a single exon. The coding region runs from base 1 to 249 and encodes 82 amino acids. Lineage: Eukaryota; Metazoa; Chordata; Actinopteri; Scombriformes; Scombridae. The record is from RefSeq and is a predicted model, not a curated record.